Messenger RNA from Rana temporaria (common frog), 952 nucleotides. It is a transcript of the gene AUP1, whose product is annotated as AUP1 lipid droplet regulating VLDL assembly factor. Gene Ontology annotation, molecular function: ubiquitin binding. Bases 160 to 768 code for a protein of 202 amino acids. The transcript has 5 exons. NCBI's taxonomy places the organism in Eukaryota, Metazoa, Chordata, Amphibia, Anura, Ranidae. The record is from RefSeq and is a predicted model, not a curated record.
UACCAGCUGAUAAUAUCCAGCAGUUUGGAGUCUCCACCCCCACAGGUCAUGUGACUUGCAGCAUCCACUCCCCCUUCUUCAUGAGAUGGAAGGUAUCAGGCGGCCCUGAGGUGAGAUUCCCGGGAAUAGAGAGGGGGGGGGUGUUCUUCAUUAUCCAGCAUGCUGAGAAUUAUCCGCCAUCUCUGGCUGGCAGCUGAUUCUGCUCCUCCCCCUCCCUGUAGGUGGCUCCCCCCCGUCUCCAGAUCCCCCCGAGAGUCCGAUGAAGACUUCGCUUCCCGUGUCCAGAAGAUCUUGGCGUCCUCGUUGGGGGUGCGCGGUACAAAUCACAAGGCGGCAGACUAUGCAGAACAUGUGAAGAGAAGAGCCAGAGACGCCCCCCCCAGGAUGCAGCAGCAGCGCCCCCCUCCGGUGUCCCCGGGGGCUGAGGACAUGGCGCGGAGGGUGAAGGAAGUCUUACCACAAGUCCCCCUCUCUGUCAUCCACAAGGACCUCGCUCAGACCGGUUGCGUUGAUACGACGAUCACCAAUAUCCUGGAGGGGAGUGUCUCCUAUGUACCGGAGGCGGAGCCACAGAAAGGAAACGAUACCCCCGACCCGGGCAGCAGCCGCCCCUCCAGGACGUCACAUGAAGGAUUUGCACGCAGACCGGAAGAACGACAUCUGUCACUGCAGGAGCGCAAGGAGGCGUUGUAUGAAUCCGCCCGCAGGAAAUAUCUGGAGAAGUUCGGGAGCCCCGGCACAGCGACAGAGGAGUCUGCGAGAGGAUGAUCGCCAUUGUUGGGGGGAGGGGUGGUUGGGCGGGAAUCUGAGGUGGGCAGUUAUGGGUGGAGUCCAUGCAGUGUUGGGGGGCCCCCGGCAAGGUGGGCUAUUAGAGUGAAGGGGGCCCAGCAAUUAUGGGCGGAGUCUGCAGUGCUGGGGAGGGGCGAACACACAGUAAGAUGGGGUAUUGGGG